Messenger RNA from Seminavis robusta, 1323 nucleotides. NCBI's taxonomy places the organism in Eukaryota, Bacillariophyta, Bacillariophyceae, Naviculales, Naviculaceae. The record is from the annotation of a GenBank genome assembly.
AUGAAGGUUGAAUUUGGUUCUGUUGUUUGCCUUGUGGCUUGUGCCGUGCGGUUGGUUUCUGCCGAUCUGGCUGGCAAAAUUUUCCCAGAGGAAUUGACGCCAAAACGCACCAGUAUUGAUGCCGUCAGGAAUGCCUACAUGACAAAACUAGCUGGCGGUGGAAAAGCAGAGAAGGCAGAGAAGCCAAAGGGACCCAGCGCCAGGAAUAUGGCUGAUCCUCUCUGGCCAGGCCCGCGCCCGCAAUUUGGAGUGGACCUAUCCCUCAAUAUCCGCUAUGACACGUUCCCAGCAGAGGUGUUGGUUUCCGUCGAGCCCCUUUUCAACCGCAACGGCACUUCAGUCGCCAGCGCGAGGACCAUCCACUCACCCAGACAAAGCACUUCACAAAAAAUUGACGUCACCAGCUAUGAUCUUGAAUUCACACCUGAAACUCUCUAUAGGGUUGAAUUGUUGGAUCUUGCAGGCGAUGGGAUCUGUUGUGACUAUGAAAGAGGUUGGGCGACACUUGUGAACAGGGGAGGAGAUGUGAUCUGGAGCACCGACGGUAACUAUACGUUUGCUGUUGCUGCCUACUUGUGGGUGGAUGAACUCGGGCGUGCCGACGUUGUCAGCUCCACCAACCUAGCAAUCCCUCCGGUUGCCAACCCCCCGCCGAUGGGGCAACCGCCCGUCCCUGCGCCUGAGACGCCCGGAACUCCUCAGCCAACACCUCAACCGCAGGGCACCACCAGCAUCGGUGUUACAGUCACGCUUCCGCCUAACCUCAACAAUCCACCCACGUCGCCUGGUACCGGUACCCCUCAGCCUUCUCCUGGUCCUACUCCUGGUCCUACUCCCAUGCCGACUCUCCGGACUACUCCAGGGCCAACACCUUCCCCCACACCAUUCCCGACUGAGUUCCCCACACCAUUCCCAACUCCUUUCCCAACCCCUGCACCGGUUGCCACCUUUAAUUGUAACCUAUGCCCAUUUGGUUCCGUUGGUCUCCCGGACUACGAAUUUGAGAAUGAUGGAACUACGUUGACUUGUGCGGAUGCCGAGAUAUUGUACGGUUUUCUGGAUGACGAUUCCUGCUCGGAAAAUGAAGAUUCUGGCUUGACUCUGUUCUACCAGGUCUUUUGUGAAUGUCCUGGCUUUGAAUCCAAUUGUCGACUGUGCGACGAGGAUGAGAAGGCGGAUCCCGACGUUGAGAUUGAGCUGACGACGGGCGAUAGUUUCUCGUGUGCCUUUUUGGAGUUUGACAUUUUGCGGGCCGACCAGGACACCUGCGAUGCCCUGGACCCUGUUCUUGAUCAACUGGCGGACGAUUGCCGGUGUGGAUAA